AUGCGCUCCAUCGCUACCCCCACGCUCUUCACGCUCCUCAUCCUCAACCUCCUCACCCCCAUUCUCGCCCUUCCCGCACUCGGUCUCCUUCCAAUCGAUCUCGACGAUUGCCACAAGGCCGACAAACGCAGCCUCUCCAUGUCUUCGACCGCUUGUCAAACCGAGCCCGUCAUGAUGUCUCACGGACAACGCGUGAGGCCCAGCGGCGAACACUCGGAGUCUCGACGCGGUGGCGCACUUCCCCUCGUCGGCGGCGUGCUCCCACAUAUUCCCAUCGGACCCAACGUUGAAUCUCCCCCGCCGACUUUUAUGGGGCUCGGGAGCCGACGGUUAAAGAAGGGGCCGAGGAGUUUCGUCGAAGAGACGGAGUAG
Heterobasidion irregulare TC 32-1 is the source of this 372-nucleotide messenger RNA. RefSeq lists its product as uncharacterized. The transcript has a single exon. The coding region runs from base 1 to 372 and encodes 123 amino acids. The record is from RefSeq and is a predicted model, not a curated record. Lineage: Eukaryota; Fungi; Basidiomycota; Agaricomycetes; Russulales; Bondarzewiaceae.